AUGCGCGGUGGUGUCCACGCGCCCACGCCGUGGAGGGUCCCGGGCAUCAUGGCGGAGCCGGAGAUCUCCUCACAAGCUGCCAGGGCCCCGCAAACUAGCGCUCCCUCAGCCGCUGCAGUAGCUGCGGUCUCAGCCCCACCGGUAGUGGCGGGAGGCGGAGCUGGAGGAAGCAGCAGCAGCAGCAGCAGCGAUCCGGUUCGCCCGGGACUGAGCCAGCAGCAACGCGCGAGCCAGCGCAAAGCGCAUGCGCGAAGCUUCCCGCGGGCAAAGAAGCUGGAGAAGCUAGGGGUAUUCUCGGCGUGUAAGGCAAAUGACUCUUGCAAGUGUAAUGGCUGGAAGAACCCAAAUCCUCCUACAGCCCCCCGGAUGGAUCUGCAGCAGACGGUUACGAACCUUAGCGAGCCCUGUCGUAGCUGUGGGCACACGCUCGCCGACCAUGUGUCUCACCUGGAAAACGUCUCUGAGGAGGAGAUCAACCGGCUCCUGGGGAUGGUGGUGGACGUGGAAAACCUUUUCAUGUCAGUGCAUAAGGAAGAGGACACAGACACCAAGCAAGUUUACUUUUACCUGUUCAAGCUCCUGCGGAAAUGCAUCCUACAGAUGAGCCGCCCAGUAGUCGAAGGCUCUUUGGGGAGCCCCCCGUUUGAAAAGCCAAACAUUGAGCAGGGUGUCUUAAACUUUGUGCAGUACAAGUUCAGCCACCUGCCCACCAAGGAGCGGCAGACCAUGUUUGAGCUCUCCAAGAUGUUCCUUCUGUGCCUGAACUACUGGAAGCUGGAAACGCCAUCCCAGUUCCGCCAGCGCUCCCAAAAUGAUGACGUGGCGACGUACAAGGUCAACUACACCCGGUGGUUGUGCUAUUGCCACGUCCCCCAGAGUUGCGACAGCCUCCCUCGCUAUGAAACCACCCAGGUCUUUGGCCGCAACCUCCUCAAGUCCACUUUCACAGUGACUCGCCGACAGCUGCUGGAGAAGUUCCGGGUGGAGAAAGACAAGCUGGUACCGGAGAAGCGGACCCUCAUCCUCACCCAUUUCCCCAAGUUUCUGUCGAUGCUGGAGGAAGAAAUCUACGGAGAGAGCUCCCCAAUCUGGGAGGCUGACUUCACUAUGCCUGCCACAGAGGGAGCCCCACUUGUUCCCCGGCCAGCGAUCAGCACGGUUCCUGCCGCCAGCACACCGCUCUUCAACAAGUCUCUGAGCUGCAGCUCCUCUUUAGCAUCUAUCAGUCUAGAUGGCGGCUCCUUGGAUUCUGUGCCAGGUGAGAAGAGGAAGCUGCCCGAGAGCUUGACCCUCGAGGAUGCCAAGCGGAUUCGCGUGCUGGGUGAUAUCCCGAUGGAGCUGGUGAAUGAAGUGAUGCUGACGAUCACGGAUCCAGCGGCCAUGCUUGGGCCAGAGACCAGCCUGCUCUCCGCCAAUGCAGCCCGGGAUGAGACGGCUCGCCUGGAGGAGCGCCGUGGCAUCAUUGAAUUCCACGUCAUUGGCAACUCGCUCUCUCAGAAGUCAAACAAGAAGAUCCUCAUGUGGCUGGUUGGGCUGCAGAAUGUUUUUUCGCACCAGCUGCCGCGGAUGCCCAAGGAGUACAUCACCCGCUUGGUCUUUGACCCCAAGCACAAAACUUUGGCCCUGAUCAAGGAUGGCCGAGUGAUCGGGGGGAUCUGCUUCCGGAUGUUCCCUACUCAGGGGUUCACAGAGAUUGUCUUUUGUGCCGUGACGUCCAACGAGCAAGUCAAGGGCUACGGGACCCACCUGAUGAAUCACCUCAAAGAGUACCACAUCAAGCACAGCAUCCUGUACUUCCUCACCUAUGCUGAUGAAUACGCCAUUGGCUACUUCAAGAAGCAGGGCUUCUCCAAAGACAUCAAAGUCCCCAAGAGCCGGUACUUGGGUUACAUCAAGGACUAUGAGGGAGCCACCUUGAUGGAGUGUGAGCUGAACCCUCGGAUCCCCUACACAGAGCUCUCUCAUAUCAUUAAGAAACAGAAAGAGAUUAUCAAGAAGUUGAUAGAGCGGAAACAGGCCCAGAUCCGCAAGGUCUACCCCGGCCUCACAUGCUUCAAGGAGGGCGUCCGGCACAUUCCUAUCGAAAGCAUUCCAGGCAUCCGGGAGACAGGAUGGAAACCCAUGGGAAAGGAGAAAGGGAAGGAGCUCAAAGAUCCGGACCAGUUGUAUACCACUUUGAAAAAUCUCCUGGCACAAAUCAAGACCCACCCCAGCGCCUGGCCUUUCAUGGAACCAGUAAAGAAAUCUGAAGCUCCCGAUUACUACGAGAUCAUCCGUUUCCCCAUUGAUCUCAAGACCAUGACGGAGCGCUUGAAGAACCGCUACUACGUCACCAAGAAGCUCUUCAUAGCCGACUUGCAGCGCAUCAUCACCAAUUGCCGCGAGUACAACCCGCCUGAGAGCGACUACUGUAAGUGUGCCAACACCCUGGAGAAGUUCUUCUACUUCAAGCUCAAAGAAGGGGGUCUCAUUGACAAGUAGGGGGCACCAAC
This is a messenger RNA of Euleptes europaea (tarantolino), 2492 nucleotides long. It is a transcript of the gene KAT2A, whose product is annotated as lysine acetyltransferase 2A. Gene Ontology annotation, biological process: positive regulation of transcription by RNA polymerase II; chromatin remodeling. Gene Ontology annotation, molecular function: protein binding; histone H3 acetyltransferase activity. Gene Ontology annotation, cellular component: nucleus; histone acetyltransferase complex. The record is from RefSeq and is a predicted model, not a curated record. NCBI's taxonomy places the organism in Eukaryota, Metazoa, Chordata, Lepidosauria, Squamata, Sphaerodactylidae.